Messenger RNA from Rosa chinensis, 2717 nucleotides. RefSeq names its product cyclin-D4-2-like. Gene Ontology annotation, cellular component: membrane. Bases 2231 to 2695 code for a protein of 154 amino acids. The transcript is spliced from 8 exons. The record is from RefSeq and is a predicted model, not a curated record. Gene Ontology annotation, molecular function: mannosyl-oligosaccharide 1,2-alpha-mannosidase activity; calcium ion binding. Lineage: Eukaryota; Viridiplantae; Streptophyta; Magnoliopsida; Rosales; Rosaceae.
UGUUAUACGUGGUGUGUUAUAGUUACUUACUGAGUUUAUAUCUCAUUAGUAAUUUGUUAUGGUUCCAGGUACUGAAGAUGAAUUGAAUGCUUAUAAGACUUGGUAGCAACUAGUAGUUGGAUCGACGUCCUCUAGAAUAAAAUUCAAGUUUCUUGUUUAAGAUUGUUCUAAAGUUUAGAAUGAAACUUCCGUUACUUUUUUAUUUAUUUGUUAUUAUUUCAAUUUUCAUUUUUCAAGUGAACUAAAGUAUAUUUCGAAGCUUUUCUUUAUUUCAAUUCGACUUAAUGAAAGUACAGUUUUCACCUCCGUAUUUUGAGGCUAAAUGCCCAUCUACUACUCAAUUGCCCCUGCCAUGCCACCUGUUGAUCUGCUCAAAAUUAGUUGAGAUGGGAUUGUCCUUUCUUUGCUGCUUGGUAAUUGAGCUUCGUGGAGGAAGGGUAGCCUGUCCAAGUGGUUCUGAUGGUUUUGGGACGUCGAUUAUGCUCUCCUAACCACACCGGAAAGGCCCAACAAGCCAACCAAAGUUGCUCUUCCGAUUCGGCCGUAAAUGAUGAAAACCAGGCUCCACUUCCGGCAACCAUUUACUACAUUUCCUCUGAGAAUCUCAAAGAUUCCAAGAUUCAGGACUGGAUUCAAAGGAUUGGACUCAAGUGUGCGAUUCUCUUAACAUGCUAGGCGUUUUGCUCUGUUGAUAUGUAUAUGGUGAUUAUAUAUAGAGGCAAAGUGAUGGUGGUACUGGUUUAGUAGCCACUCUCAUUGUUCUUCAAUUUGAGGCCUCCAGCAGCAAUUGCAACAGCUGCAAAAACUCAUCAUGCAAUCCAAGCCACCAUGUUAUAAGUAGCCACUCUCAUUGUUCUUCAGUUUGAAAUCUGUACUUGCUUGCUCGUUAUAUAACCCAGUACCGAUUGAUUGCUGAUAAGUGUUUGUUGUUUGCGAAUUUGGACUCCGGAGCCUGGAAUCUCAUCUGGGUUUUAUCUGUUUUGAUUGUUUGGGGCUUUAAUUUGGGAUUGGGUAUCUGGGCCUUUGCACUUUGGCAGUUUGCAAAUUUGGUUAUUUGGUUUUAUCUUGAUAAUUUCUGCAUGGAGAUUUUCUGUGGAUUACAGAAGGUUGGAACUGGGUUUCUUUGUUUGUAUGCAUUCCUGUAUUGUUCUUUGUUUCCCCUAAACGCAUGCAAUGAAAAUGAAAUCGUAAAUAGGCACUCCAAGGCCCUUGAAAAUAAAGAGAUGCAUAGAAUGAAAUUAACUUCAAACAUUUUAAUGUUAAUCUUUACAGUCAUUUUCAUUGCUAAGAUUCCAGAUUUUGGACUUCGCAUUGCAGAAAGACUGUCCUUAUGGACUAAGCAAGUAAGAGUUAGCUCUGGGAAUGGGAUGCCUCUUGGAGAUGGCCAUAUCUGGAGAAAAUAUGGGCAGAAGGAAAUUCUAGGAGCCAAAUAUCCCAGGUGAUUUAGAUUUUGAAGCAUAGGAUUUAAUCUUAUUGAAGCAGUUUUAUGCCUAUUUGUUGAAAGGAACGACCAGGUGCUGAUUUAGUAUUCAUGACUGGGUGGGAGGAUAUCAGCUGUUUAAGGGAUCAACUUAAAGCCCAUCCUCUUUUAGGUGAUCCCUACCGGGGUUUUGCUUAUAACCUGCCAUGGGUCAAUGGCCACGUCUGAACAGGUACCUCCAUUUUUAGUUCGAAAGGUGUUCACGCAGAUAUUAUCCUUGAUCAAUUUUCAAUAAUUCAACAGGUAUCAUGUCUAUGCUCAUACUUGAGGCUGCCCUUGAUUGGUAUAUUUUUUAAUACAAAUAUAAUUAUUUGUUAUUAUCCCUCAUAUAUUUAUAUUUCUCUGUAGCCUUCUAUUGCGAUGAGAGUGCUGUUCGUUUAGUAAUGGGGAAUAUGUAAAAGCUGGUUUGGCUGAGUUGGAGAAUUGGUGCUAUUGUAUUGCUUGCCUUAUUGUAUUAUAAACUCUUACAGUCUUACUGAAUAAACAAAGAUGCAGUAUGCAGGUUCAGCUUGGGAUGAACUCAAGCAUAUUAGGCAAUCCAUUGGAUUCCUGCUAUCUUCUAAAUCUUAUGUUAUAUCAUUUCUCUCUACUUCAAGUAACAAUGGUGAAAGCAAUAAAUAGUAAAGUUGUCCUGAAAUUUUACAUUUUCUUUUCAGGUUACAUCAAAAACCCAAAAAGACACUUGAUGAAAUAAGCCAUGACCUGUGCUCAGUAAGUAAUGUGUAAGCAAGGAAGAAGUAAAUACAUUGCAUGUUGCUGUGGGCAAAUGCGCAUUUCAGCUUCGGACCUCUGUGUCAAUAUCCAUAUGUAAGCUACUUGGAUCACGGUCUUUCAGCCUAUGAAAUACCUAAUGGCAAAGCUUGGACUAUGCAAUUGUUGGCUGUGGCAUGUUUGGCCCUUGCGGCCAAAAUAAAGGAGAUUAAUGCCCCACUCUACCUUGAUUUACAGGUGGCUGGGUUAAAAAAUUUAUUCAAGGCCAUUGAGAAGGAGAUGUGCAAGUUUCUAGAUCUUCUGUUCAACGAUUCAUUUUUGGUUGAACAGAAAUAUGUUAUCACAACUGAGGGUCAUCCCCUUCCAGUGUUAAGUAGUUGGCAGGACAGGCUUCUAGCAUCCAAACUAACUGGACUUCAAUCAAGGUCUUGCUUCUACCAAAAUGUAUUCUUAAUUAUUCUUUACUUUUACAAUAUGGCCUUACCUCUUCAAGUUAUAUUGUAAAAUGAUACCAGCUUUUAUAAUA